This is a messenger RNA of Brassicogethes aeneus, 2159 nucleotides long. NCBI's taxonomy places the organism in Eukaryota, Metazoa, Arthropoda, Insecta, Coleoptera, Nitidulidae. The record is from the annotation of a GenBank genome assembly.
UUUUAUUUUAUUCGUGACAGUUGCUUGACGUUUAUUUGGCUAAACGUCAUCUGAUUUAAGAACUGAAUAACCUACAAAAAAUGAUGAGGAUCAAAACAGUUACUUUGUGAUCUACUUUGCAUUACAAAAAUUGUAAUGAUUAAUCAUCAUCCAAUAGAAUCAACAACAAUAUAACAGACCCAGUGCCUUAAACAGUGAUUUCCUCUGUCAUAAUUAAGAAUUUUCCCGUGCAAGUUAAUUAAUUAAGAAGCGCUAAAAAUGUGGAUGCCUACUCAUGUUCAAGUUACUGUAAUCAAAGGUGUAGAUCUUCUGACCAAAGGAAAAAACAACACAAAUGACUGCUUUGUCACCAUUGGAUUGGGUAAAACUAUUUAUCAAACCUCCAUAAAAGACAAAGCUGGACCUUCGGUGGAAUGGAAGGAAGAAUGUGAACUGCCAAUACCUGACCAAGGCAAUACAGCAGAAUUAGUGCUGACUGCUUACCACAGAAGUUUUUUGCAAGUUGACGAGUUCUUAGGUCGUACAAAAAUACCAUUAAACAGUUUAGAUAUCUAUGAAAGGCCCAAAAACAAAUGGUAUACUCUACAAGGAAAAAACAAAAAAGGCAAAGAGACCUCAAAACAUAAAGAACGCGGUAAACUAGAGGUAAAAAUCGGUUUUAUCGUGAAAUCCGGCAGUCUAACAGAGCUAAGCAAGAAAGAGAAGCAUAAAUCAUCGAUUGGGCAACUUUCCUCAGUUGCCCAAAGUGUUGGCGGCAGCCUAUUGAGCCUCGGCAGUGUGGAGAAACGCAAGGGUUUGAAGAAGUUCGCCAAAUCUAUAGGCUCGAAGAUGCACUUGCGCGGUAAAAAGAAGGACGGGCAGUUUGACGACGGUGCUUCCUCUAUUGGAAGUGUUGGGAGUUUGAAAGUGAGAAAUAACAGUAGUGGUUUUGAUAAGUUUAAAAGUAAACAAACUAGGGAUGAUGCCGAUCCAGGCGUGGUCAGUGAAGACGAGGACUUUAUUUUUGAUGAUUUAUCCCACAAAAGCUCCGCAAGUUCACUUAGUCAAAAUAUACAGCCUGUUAACUCAUCAUUGGACAAUGUGUCUGAGAAAAAAAUCACCACACCUCCAGCUAAACCUCCAAGGCAGGAACCAAAAACGCAAGAUGACUGGGACUCCAAACUCUUCUUCAGCAAACCUAAAACUCUUCUCAAACCAGGUAGUAGCGAAUCGCUAAACCGAAGAUCUUGGGACUCUUCCAAACUGUCUUCCACGCAAAUUGAAGAAGAAGAUCCAGCGGAAGUAGAAGUGGAGGCCAAAGAAGACAACAUAAGCAUCAAGUCCACCCCGGAGGUAGGAGCGAAGAAAGACGAAAAAGAAGGAAUAUUCUCGAAAUUCAUCAACUUCAGAAAAGAUAAGAUUGAAAGUGACGCAAGACUAGAGAAGCAGCGAAAUAACGCUCAUGAACGUAUUGUUAUAGGCGGGGAAAAUGACGACGUGGUACCACUAGCGCGAAACCACAACAACCGACUAUCAAACGAAUUACUCCAGAAAUUCGAAGGAAAAAGCAGAGAAGACCUCAUUUUGGCGCUUAGUGAUACUCAAUUCGAACUGGACAAGCAAAAAAAGAAACUUAAAGAUCUUGAAGAUUAUUUGGACGACCUUCUAUUGAGGGUGAUGGAAACCCAACCCAAGAUUUUGCAGAACCCCUAUGUGACCUGCAAAUUCGCACACAAAAAAAUUACUGGUUAAUUUAUCUAAAAAAAUGGUGCUCACUUCAAACAAAUCCAUCCAAUGAUAGUUUUGUAACAUACUGUGAUUCUUAAUGUAACAGGCCAUUUUUCUUUUUUUUACAUUUUAAACAGCUUUACUUUACUUUCUUAUUUAUACCUACUAUAGUAUACUUCACAUUAGCUUUUAUUAUUCAAGACUUGUUUUUAACAUUAUUUUAUUUUAUGUAUUUUUAUUAUCCUAACAUAGAUUUAGUUCACAUCUGAAAUAUUUUUAUAAAUAUAUAUGUAUGUAUUAGUUAUUGUUAUACUGACAUCACUAUUUUAUGUGGUUUUAAUUAAUUUUUUUAUAUAUUGUCUUCUACAAACCGUUGUACAGGUUAUUAUUAUUGAUUUUUUUAAUUAUGGUUAGGGAGCAAUAUUUUCUAAUAUAUAUUUUGUAUAAAAAAA